Molecule: messenger RNA, 1933 nt
Organism: Spinacia oleracea (spinach)
Lineage: Eukaryota; Viridiplantae; Streptophyta; Magnoliopsida; Caryophyllales; Amaranthaceae
Product: cytochrome P450 72A397
Exons: 5
Coding region: 88-1650 (520 amino acids)
Molecular function (GO): heme binding; monooxygenase activity; iron ion binding
Source: RefSeq, a predicted model, not a curated record
AUAGUUGAUUCCAUGCAUAAAAUGGCAUACUAUUCUGCACACUAAUCGACAAUCUUACAUUCUAAAAAACAAAACAAAACAAAAAAAAUGAUAGAAAUCGGGUAUAUUGUAAAAUGGGUAAUUUGUUUAGUGAUUGUUAGAUGGGUAUGGAAGAUUGUGAAUUGGGUUUGGUUUACACCAAAAAGGCUUGAGAAGUUUCUAAGAAAACAAGGUUUAGAUGGAAAUUCAUACAGAUUUUUGUUGGGUGAUCUCAAAGAUAUGUCUAAAAUGCGUAAAGAAGCUAGACAAAAACCUAUUCCUUUUACUCAUGACUUCUUUCAUCGUAUCUUGCCUUUCCACAAUCACCAUUUCAAUAAAUACGGGGAAAGCUUCUUUUCAUGGAUGGGGCCUAUACCAGUUGUGAAUGUUGCAGAACAAGAGCAAGUAAAGGGUGUGUUCACUAGGAUAAAAGAGUUUCAGAAGGCCAAAUUAAACCCACUUGUUGCAUUGCUUGUCCCUGGACUUGUGAGCGCUGAAGGUGAUAAAUGGGUCAAGCACAGGAAGCUCAUCAACCCGGCUUUUCAUAUGGAAAAGCUUAAGCUUAUGCAUCCAGCAUUUGGCGCCAGUGUUUUGGAUAUGGUGAACAAGUGGGAGAAGAUAGUAUCUAAAACAGGUUCCUCUGAAGUGGAUGUGUGGCCGUUUGUUUCCAGCCUGACUGCAGAUGCUAUCUCUCGUGCUGCUUUUGGCAGUAGCUAUGAUGAAGGAAGAAAGAUAUUUGAGUUGGUUCUUGAACAAACUGAAAUCACCCUACGCCUUCUGCAAUCAGUUUAUAUCCCUGGAUGGAUGUAUGUGCCAACAAAGACCAACAGGAGGAUGAAAACAGUAAACUCUGAAAUACAAAAUUUAUUAACCGGGAUAAUCGUUAAGAGAAAGAAGGCAAUGGAGGCCGGCGAAGCUGCCAAGGAUGAUUUGUUGGGGAUAUUGUUGGAGUCCAACUACAAAGAUACUGAAAAUGUUCUCAGUAAUAAGAAAAAACUAAGCAUGACUUUCCAGGAAUUGAUUGAUGAGUGCAAACUGUUCUACUUAGCAGGGCAAGAGUCGACCUCGGUGUUGCUAGCAUGGACAAUGAUUCUGUUGGGAAAGCACACAGAGUGGCAAGCACGAGCACGAGAAGAAGUAGUUGCAACGUUUGGUAAAAACGAACCUGAUUUUGAAGGCUUAAACCAUUUGAAGAUAGUGACAAUGAUACUGAAUGAGGUGUUGAGGUUGUACCCUCCAGUGUGUACAAUCACCCGUAAGAAUUUCAACCACGACGUACAGCUUGGAAAUCUGACAGUCCCUCGUGGUGCUAUGGUUACGAUGUCAGCAUAUCGUAUUCAAAGAGAUCCUAAAAUAUGGGGUGAUGAUGCAAAAGAGUUUAACCCACAGAGAUUUUCAGAAGGGGUUGCAAAGGCUACAAAGGGGAAUAUUGCAUUCUUUCCGUUUGGUUGGGGGCCGCGAAUUUGCAUCGGACAGAACUUUGCACUUAUUGAAGCUAAAAUGGCAGUGUCCAUGGUUUUACAACGCUUUUCUUUUGAGCUAUCACCGUCUUAUACUCAUGCUCCUACCACUAUCCUCACUCUUCAACCCCAACAAGGUGCUCAUCUCAUUAUACAUAAGCUCAGGGACUAAGUUAUUGCUACUAUACCAUGUAUACAUCUAAGAUUUCAUCAUGACAGAAACCAACUUUAGUAUUUACUUAAUUUUGUGUUUUAGUCUAUAAAUUAAAUAAAGUGCUUGUGCACUAAGUAGAAUCUCUUGAUAAAUUUUUGUUUUUACCACUAGAUUUUGUCAUACUUUUAUUUUACGCAUUCUACUUAAUUAUUUUUCCGUAACUUGUACUUGGUGCAUGAAGACAUUUGAGCCUUGAGUUCAUGAAAACAGCAAGCAAUCAACAUUGUCAUUAGAGCUCUCA